This is a messenger RNA of Pieris rapae (cabbage white), 1256 nucleotides long. It is a transcript of the gene Ppt1, whose product is annotated as palmitoyl-protein thioesterase 1. Gene Ontology annotation, biological process: receptor-mediated endocytosis; protein depalmitoylation. NCBI's taxonomy places the organism in Eukaryota, Metazoa, Arthropoda, Insecta, Lepidoptera, Pieridae. Gene Ontology annotation, molecular function: palmitoyl-(protein) hydrolase activity. The record is from RefSeq and is a predicted model, not a curated record. Gene Ontology annotation, cellular component: lysosome. The transcript has 5 exons. The coding region runs from base 260 to 1150 and encodes 296 amino acids.
CAGUGUACACUUUCUGAAAUCGACUCUAAUCUGUGUCAAACCUCAAAUGAAAUUUUGGGUGUUCGGUAGACGGGUCGUUAUAACUUUUACUUGGCGCCCAUUUCGAAAAUAAAUUUUAUUUAAAAUAGUAUCAUAUCGUUUAAGGUUAAUUAUUAGAAACUUAAUAAAUAAGUCUUCAAUUAAUAAUUUACAUAGCGUCAACUAAAAAUGCUUUUUUAAAUAAUCCAUCUAAAUAAGUGUAAAAUCAAAUCAACUCAAAAUGAAGAUGAUAAUUAUAUUUUUUAUAUUUGUAUUGAAAAGUAUACAAUGUGAACCAUUACCAAUUGUGUUGUGGCAUGGAAUGGGAGACACAUGCUGUUUUUCUUUUAGCUUAGGAUCAUUCAAAGCAUUUCUUGAAGACCAAAUUCCAGGUGUUUAUGUAAAGUCUCUUAUGAUUGGUGACUCCAUUAUAGAAGAUAUGGAGAAUGGUUACUUCAUGUACCCAAAUAAACAAGUUGAUUAUGUAUGUGACAAGCUCUCAAAGGACCAAAAAUUACACAAAGGUUUCAAUGCUAUUGGAUUUUCUCAGGGAUGUCAAUUCUUCCGCGCUGUAAUCCAACGAUGCGGUGACAAGAUACCAGCGGUAAAGAAUUUCAUCAGCCUCGGAGGUCAGCACCAAGGAGUGUAUGGUCUACCUCAUUGUGGUGCUCUCCAGCAUCAGACGUGUGACUAUAUUAGGAAAUUGUUAAACUAUGGUGCUUAUUACAGUUGGCUCCAGAAGUCCUUAGUACAAGCGACGUACUGGCACGACCCGUUAAACGAAGAGAAAUACAAAAAGUACAGCGAAUUUUUGUCUGAUAUUAACAACGAAGUUACAAUAAACCAGACAUAUAUUGACAAUUUAAAUAGGCUAGAACAUUUUGUUAUGGUCAAGUUCGAUAAUGACACAAUUGUUCAACCCAAAGAGACUGAAUGGUUCGGUUUCUAUGCGCCGGGGCAGGCAAAGAAAUUGAUUACCUUGCAAGAAUCGGAUUUGUAUCUUAAUGAUCGCUUGGGCCUGCAGGAAAUGGAUAAUGCUGGAAAGUUGGUAUUUCUCUCAGUGCCAGGAGAUCAUAUACAAUUUUCUGAGGAUUGGUUCGUGGAAAGUAUUCUGACUCCAUACCUUGCUUAGAUCAUUCUCAUGUUUUUUAUGUUAAUCAACAUUUUACAUCGUAGACAAAAAUUAAAGAAUCUCAAAGAUAACUGUUAUAUGAAUAAAAAGUUUACUCCCAAAAUAU